Molecule: messenger RNA, 484 nt
Organism: Rotaria sp. Silwood2
Lineage: Eukaryota; Metazoa; Rotifera; Eurotatoria; Philodinida; Philodinidae
Source: the annotation of a GenBank genome assembly
GAGAAAUUUCAUUUUUAUUUUAUGAAGGAAAACAAAAUUUAUUUGUUUUAAUAUUUAGUUACUCCUUCGAUAUAAUGAACUUGAUCGAACAUUAGAUGAAUUAAGUACUAUUAUAAAAUCAAUUCGUUCACAUCAACAACAAUCAACUGAUGAUUUUGAUCAAUUUCUUUCAAUCGAAACAGAUAUUGAAAAGCAUAGUACAGUAAUUAGUAAUCUUCUUGCAUUUGACCAUAAUUUAUUAAAUGAAACUGAUAUUUCUCAACGAAAUAUUCAUUCAUUAUCACGUACAGUUCAAACAUUAGAACAACAUGAUUUUGAAAUACUUUUAAAAUCAACAAUUGAUUUAGCCAAUAAAUUUAAUGAUAAUUCAAUAAAAGAUAAAUUUCAAUAUUUAUUAACUAAAAUUGAUAAUAAUGAAAUAAAUCAAAAUAUAAAUCGAACAAAACUUCAUUGUUUUAUUCGUAUUUAUGAUUAUAAUGAUUAA